Messenger RNA from Drosophila mojavensis, 3277 nucleotides. Its product is annotated as coiled-coil domain-containing protein 102A. Bases 126 to 2288 code for a protein of 720 amino acids. The transcript has 10 exons. Lineage: Eukaryota; Metazoa; Arthropoda; Insecta; Diptera; Drosophilidae. The record is from RefSeq and is a predicted model, not a curated record. Gene Ontology annotation, cellular component: myosin complex.
GCAGCUGUUUGUCUUAUUUUCUGUAUACAACUUUGGGAAAAGUGCAUAAGGCAAAAUGCAAUUCGUUUAAAUUGUGUGAAUUUGUGUAAUAAUAAAUAUUAAAAUAUUGUAUAAAGUGCUAGAAAAUGUCACAGGUGACAUCGUCCACGACACAGAGUGCCGCUGCCGUUCAAGCGGGCAGCAGGCGUUUGCAAAACAACGAUGCAGGCGUUUGCGUGGGCGUCGGUGGUGUUGGCUAUGGCGAAACUGAAUGGGAGGCACGCGAGUCGCAGCGCCAGCGAGAGCUGCACGAAGCGCGCGCCAGAGCUGCACAGAUGGAAAAGACAAUGAAGUGGUGGUCCGAUUGUACUGCCAACUGGCGAGAGAAAUGGAGUAAGGUUCGCAACGAGCGGAAUAAAGCGCGUGAGGAGUCUAAGCAAUUGAGUCUUAAACUGGACGCAGCGAUGAAGGAGGCACACUCUUUAAAACGGGAGAAAAAUGAUCUGGAAGUUCAGAUAACUCAGCUAAAGAAGGAGAUGGAAAAGGUGCACACACUGAUGAUGAAACAUGCUGGACAGUUUCAUCGUGCGGAUACCAAUGAGGAUGCUGAAGCGAAUGGACGCGAUGCAAACUGCUCGCCCGACAUCUCAUCCGAUGGCCUAAAGAAUGUCAAUAGCGAAGACGGGCUGGUUACCAAACUGCCGAACGAUGUCAAGGAUUUGGAUAUUGAAGAGUUUGCAUUAAAGGGCGCCAUGCCCAAGCAUUUGAGUGAUUUGGAUGAGGCUGAGGCUGUUGCCGAGGAAAAACGUCUAAUACAGCAAUUGUCCAAAGAUGAUUUUGAUGAGGAUUACUUGCUGCAAAAGAUAUCCAUGUUGCAAUUGCGAUUAGAUGAGGCACAAAAGACAUUACAAGCUGAGCGAGAUGAAAAGCAUGAGCUGCACAAGAGCAUAGAGAAACUGGCGCUGGAACUACAGGAUGUGCGCGGCAGACAGGAGGAGUUACGCUCUGCCAAGCAGGAGGCAGUGCGAGAGCUACUCACAUUGCAGGAGCAACAUCGUGCCGAGAUGCGCAUCGUGAAUAACUCGCUGCAAGAAGAAAUUGCUGCUCGCGAGAAUCUGGAGCGUCGUCUCAGCGAGCUGCGCACCGAGCUUGAGCAUUUGCAGGCGGAGAAUGCAUCGGAGUGGGGCAAACGCGAACGUUUGGAGUCUGAAAAGUUAGCACUGGAGCGCGACAAUAAGAAAUUGCGAGCUGAACUGCGCGAUUAUCAGGAGCGUUCGGAUCGCAAAUGCCGCCCGAUGCAGGCCAACGAUGUGGAGCUACGCGCUCUGCAGCAAGAGCUCUCGGAGCGUAAUAAGGAAAUUAGUGAAGUCAAAAUGUCGCAUGCAAAGUUGAAGAAGCUGCUGGCCGAGACCAAUACGGAACUGGGUCAUGCCGUGAGACGUGCCGAACAAUACGAAGCGGAGGUAAAACGCUUGCGUCAGCGGGUGGAGGAGCUGAAACGUGAGCUAGCCGGCGCUGAGGACGAGCUGGACUCGGCCGUAAAUCAGGUGCGACGCCUGCAGCGCAGCAAUGACGAGCUGGUGGGACAGACAGAGGGGCUGCAGGUGCAAAUACAGCAUUUGCAAAACAGACGCGCACCAAGUCCGCAGUUGCGUGGUAUUGGCGGCGUUCAGUUGCGAAACAAAAUUGCCGUUGAGCUGCCCAGCGAGUGUUUGCCGAACAUCAAUGAUCUGCGCCAGAUCUUUGAUGAUGGCCAGGCGGGUUUGCGCAGCUCGCACAAUGGCUGCGAUUCGGCGGCAGUGCAUCAUGCGGCUGCCGCGAAGCGUUCCAGCCAUACGGAGCGCACGCUCCUGCAGCAACAGCAAAGCAAUGCGGCGGCAGCAGCAGCUGCAGCUGCAGCAACUGGUUAUUACGAUGCGAAGACAUCGCAUUUCGAGGACAACAUUUUCGAGUCGAAGUCACGCAAUUUGGAAUUCGAGCGUGCCAAGCAGAAGUUUGAUAAUCCACAUGGACAGCAGCAACAGCAGCAGCAUCAGCUGCAUCAGCAGCAUUUGCAACAACAACAGCAGCAGCAGCAGCGUCAGCGCAGCUCAUCUGCUCGCUAUAAUAGCAACACGAGCAGCAGCAACGGAGGCAAUCGAGCCAAUCUUGCUUUGCCUCUGAAAUGCAUGACAAACACAUCCCAAAAGGAUGUCGAUGCGAAUAGGCAGCAGUAUGAAUCGCAGGAUAAGGAGCAAACCCAUGCGGGCUAUGCGCGCAAUAGUAUUAAUUUAGAUGGUCUCAAGGUAUCCGAUGAUGAGACUCCGUAGCUAUGGCUCGACAAGUUUGCUGCUGGACGAUGAAACUGAGGGAAAUAGCGAUUGAUACUUAAUUAUAUAUAUAUAUAUAUAUAUAUAUAUUAAGCAUAUAUAUAAUAUUUUACAUUAACCAUUACUUUAAGUCUUUCAACAUUGAUCUUAGGCUAUGACUUGCUGUCCACUAUUUGAUUUUAGAGUGUUCCUUGUUUUUUUAUAAGCUUAUGUAUAUUUUAUUAUUGGUUCUCAUGAAAAAAACUUAUUUUAUUUGAAUACUCCACUCCUGACAGCCAAGCAAAUGUAUGCACAUAUCUAUAUUUUAUGGCAAGUCUAAUGAGUUAUUAACCUAUUUAUGAUUUAUGUAUUGUCAACUCUUUGUUUUGUCAAUCAAUAGAUUAACUAAAUAUUUAUCGUUCAUAGAGUUAGUAUUAUAAAAGAGUUUUUAUAUAGCAUACUAGUAUAUUAACUGAGCUGUUCUAUUUAUGCCUAGGGAACAAGUCAAUAGAACGUAUUAUAUACAUAUACAGAUAUACACAUUCGAAUCUUGAGCUCCAGAGACAUUUCGAGGAAUACAUAUUCCAUUUACUCUAUAAUUCCCAUUAAUUUAUAUGGCCAUGUCGAGAUCUCCUAAUCCCAAUUGCCUUGUGUUUUUAAUGCACAAGUUAACACUGCACUGACUAAAUAAUACCCCUAAAAUGACUUAAUAUAUAUAUUUAUAAUCAUAUGUUUCAUAUAGUUGCAUAUACAUAUAUAGGAGAAAAAUAUAUAGAAUUAUUCUGGAUUCUUGUAGAGAGAGUUGUAAAUUAGUCUAAACGAUUUGCUUAUAUUAAUAUUAUAUAUGUAGAUGUAUAGAAUGAAAAACUGAUAGAUUCAUCUUUAUCUUCUCAAUGGUAGAGUUGGGAUCUUGGGUAGAAAGAUCUUAGGAAUAUGGAAUGUAUACCAAUGUGUCACGAAAAUAAAACGUCGACUAUACGAAUCCAGCUGAAAUUAUUAAAAUCGAUAAU